Rotaria sordida is the source of this 2451-nucleotide messenger RNA. NCBI's taxonomy places the organism in Eukaryota, Metazoa, Rotifera, Eurotatoria, Philodinida, Philodinidae. The record is from the annotation of a GenBank genome assembly.
AUGGCUGAUAAAUAUAAAAAUGUUCGUGUACCUGGUCCAAAUGAUAAUAUUUAUAAAGAUGAAUGUCUUUAUUCAUUUGAUAAUCCAGAAUCUGAAAACGGUCUUUAUAUUUGUAUGUCAACAUUUCGUGGAGUUGGAAAAGAUCAGCUUGAACGACAUUGUAAAAAUAAUCCAGGAAAAAAUGUUUUUUUACAUAUUGUACGAAGACGAAAACCAAUACCAGUCGAUGUUAAUAUUGAACCAACUAAAGUAACAAAAUUAGCAAUUGGUAUUGAAGGUGGUUUUGAUGUAAAUCAAUCAAAUCGAUAUACAUUUGAAGAACAAUAUUCAAUUUAUAUUCAUCCAAAUGUAAGUGUUCAUUAUCCAGAUGAAUCUAAUCAAUUACCUGAACAUGUUAAAAAAUCAGCUGAUGCUAUUAUAGCUGCUGAUUCUGCAUUUUUAAAAGAAGAACGUUCACUUUUGAAUACAACAUGGAAUGGAGAAAUUCGUCCUAUAACAAAACAUACACAAAGAUUACCACAAUUAAAUAAUGGUAGAAAAAUUCCACCAAUUGGUUGGAAAUGUGAACAAUGUGAUUUAACAGAAAAUCUAUGGCUUAAUUUAACUGAUGGAGCUAUUUUAUGUGGAAGAAAAUUUUUUGAUGGUAGUGGUGGAAAUAAUCAUGCUGCUGAACAUUAUUAUAAAAAAAAAUACCCAUUAGCUGUUAAACUUGGAACAAUUACACCUAAAGGUGCUGAUGUUUAUUCUUAUGAUGAAGAUGAUAUGGUUGAAGAUCCAAAUCUUGCUAUUCAUUUAUCACAUUGGGGAAUAAAUAUGCUUAAAAUGGAAAAAAGUGAUAGAUCAAUGGCUGAUUUAGAAAUUGAAUUAAAUCAAAAAUAUGGUGAAGCAUCUAUGAUUGAAGAAGCUAAUUCAAAAUUACAACCUGUUUAUGGACCAGGUUAUACGGGAAUGAGAAAUUUAGGAAAUUCAUGUUAUAUGAAUUCAGUAAUGCAAGUUUUAUUUACAUUAAAAGAUUUUCAAGAAAAAUAUUAUCAACAUUGUGAUUUUUAUUUUGAUAAAGCUAAAGAUCCAGCAAAUGAUUUUAAUGCACAAACAGCUAAAUUAGCUUUUGGUCUAUUAUCGGGUCGUUAUUCAAAGGAACAUUCAACUAAUAGUGACAUAUCAUUACAAACACCAUCAGGUAUUCGUCCACAAAUGUUUCGUUUAUUAAUUGGUCGUAAUCAUGCAGAUUUUGGUACAAAACAACAACAAGAUGCUGCUGAAUUUCUUCAAUAUUAUAUUGAACAAGUACAUAAUCAUUGUACGAAAGAUCCAACACCAAAUCCAUUACUUGAUCCAAGUACUUGUUUUCAAUUUGAACUUGAAGAACGUAUUUAUUAUCCUGAAACAAAUCAAGUACGAUAUUUAACACGUCAUGAUUCAAUGUUUAGAUUAAAUAUACCAUUAUCAGCAGCAAGAAAUAUGCAUGAAGUAUUACAAUAUAAUAAAACAAAAGAAGAUAUGGAAAAAGAAGGCAAAAAAAUAAAUGACUUACCAAUUGUACGUCCCAUUGUUCCACUUAAAGAAGCUAUAUCACAAUGGGCUGAACCAGAAGAAAUUAAUGAUUAUAAAUUACCACAAUAUGGACGUACGACAACAAUAAGAAAAACUCAAAAAUUUUUAACUUUUCCUGAUUAUCUUUUUAUUCAAUUAAAAAAAUAUACAUUUAAUUCUGAUUGGACACCAAGAAAAAUUGAUGUUUCAAUGGAAGUACCUGAUGAACUUAAUCUUAGUUCAUUACGUGCAACUGGUUUUCAACAUGGUGAAAUAUUAAUGGUUGAUGAUGAUGAACCAACAGGACAACCAACUGUUUCUGUUAAUGAAGUUCUUUUACAACAACUUGUUGAUAUGGGUUUUUCAAAGGAAGGUUGUAAACGAGCAUUAAUCAAUACGGGUAAUAAUGAUAUUGAAGCAGCUAUGAAUUGGGUAUUUGAACAUCAAUCAGAUCCUGAUUUUGAUACACCAUAUCAAGCACCAAGUAAAAAAGCUCGUGUAGAACAAAUUCAAACACCACCUGUGGAUGAAGAAAGUAUCGGCAUUGUCAUGUCAAUGGGUUUUUCACGUAGUCAUGCUCUUCGUGCAUUAUCAUUAACAAAUAAUAACGUUGAAGCAGCUGUUGAUUGGGCUCUUAAUACACCUGAAGAUAGUUCUGUUUUAAAUACAUUAGUUCAAUCAUUACCUCAAUCAUCAACUGCUCAACAAACAAAACAAAAUUAUCGUGAUGGUAUUGGUAAAUAUCGUCUUGUGGCUUUUAUUUCACAUAUUGGUAAUCAUCCAUCAUCAGGUCAUUAUGUAGCACAUAUCCUUAAAGAUAAUCGUUGGGUUAUAUUUAAUGAUGAAAUUGUUGCAUUUUCUGAACAUCCACCAAAAGAUUUAGCUUAUCUUUAUUUAUACAAACGUGCAACUAUUUGA